This is a messenger RNA of Mycena indigotica, 2481 nucleotides long. RefSeq names its product Kinesin-like protein. The record is from RefSeq and is a predicted model, not a curated record. The coding region runs from base 1 to 2481 and encodes 826 amino acids. The transcript is spliced from 8 exons. NCBI's taxonomy places the organism in Eukaryota, Fungi, Basidiomycota, Agaricomycetes, Agaricales, Mycenaceae. Gene Ontology annotation, molecular function: microtubule binding; ATP binding; microtubule motor activity. Gene Ontology annotation, biological process: microtubule-based movement.
AUGUCUUCAACAACCACUUCAAAGCGCUCCUCGGGCUUCACCCCUGCGCGAGCGACACGCUCUACGACUACCACCGAACGCGAUCUUUCCUCACGACUUGCCAGGACACCUGCCCCGAUCAACACGAUCCUCCCGCCAACGACCAAGAAAUACAAGGCCCCGCUCUCCACUGAAGCGCGAGCUCGCAAAGGGUCUACUCUUCCCUCUGUACCCGGUAGCCCAAGCAAAUCUCGACCCGCUUCAAGGGCGGGCUCGAGGCUGGGUGGCGAAAGCGAUGGGUUGGCACCACUGUUCCCUCCACCGAAGGACGUCGAAGAUUCGUUGGUUGACUUCGAGACUGUCGGCGUGGACCUGACCGGAGAUGCCGAGGCUGUUGCGCCACUCGAGCAGGUUGCAGUGGAUAAGGUCAUGGUGUCGGUUCGGGUCCGUCCUAAGACGAAUAGCCAUUCACAUUCGGCGUGGUCCGUUCCAGAUGACAACACAAUCCAUCCAUCCAGCGCUGCCUCACCCACACCGCCAACUGCUUCACAGAAAUUCACCUUCGACAAAGUCCACACUGCACAUUCUACCUCUGCCCUGUAUGCUAGCUCUGCCAGACCACAAGUCCACGCCUUCAUGGGAGGCUACAACGCUGUUGUAUUCGCUUAUGGACAAACUGCCUCUGGAAAAACAUAUACCCUUUCUGGAACCCCAGAAGAACCCGGAAUCAUACCUCGUGCAUUACGCGACAUUUUUGCCUUCAUCCGCGCGACACCUGAACGAGAGUACUUGCUCCGCUGCAGCUACCUCGAAAUCUACAAUGAGACUAUUUAUGACCUACUCGCGCCGGCCGCGGGCGCUGGACAAGCAAAAGGCGUGGAGAUUCAAGGUGGUGGAGGCGGAGAGGUGGUUUUGAGUGGGCUGAGGGAGGAGGUUGUCACCAGUCUCGCCAAUGUACGAGAGGUAUUGAGGCGCGGCGAGGGCAACCGUCGGACUGCUAGCACCGAUUGGAACGAACGAAGUAGUCGGAGCCAUUCCGUCUUUCGGAUUGUCUGCGAAAGUAGAGAACGAGGCGAACGUGGCGAAGACCGCUCUUCGACACCGACUACUAAUGGAAGACAUACGCCUGGGCUUAGUGGGCGUCAAACUCCGGGUCCUCGUCUUCAAGCGAAGGGCGGUAGAAGUGUACAAAGCUCAGUACUAAGCUUGAUUGAUCUUGCUGGGUCUGAAAGAGCGACUUCGGACAAGGAGCGGACCAGGGAGGGUAGGUAUAUCAACACCAGUCUACUUACACUUGGAACCGUUAUUUCGACGCUGGCUGAGAAUGCUGCGAAGGGAAAGAGCGAUCAUGUCCCCUACCGCAACUCGAAACUCACGCGAAUGCUUCAACCUUCACUAUCAGGCAAUGCUAGGAUAAGCGUAGUUUGCACCGUCAAUCCCGAUUUGAGUGCUGUUACUGAGAGUAUGAGUACUCUUCAAUUUGCUCGUCGCAUCAAGGGUGUCCAUCUGAAUGCCCAGAAGAAGGAGAUUGUGGAUACGGACGCGCUGAUCGAGAGGUACAGGAAGGAGAUAGAAGACCUCAAACGGCGUCUCGCUGAACGCGAGGAGGAGGCUUCCAGGGAAGCACCAACUCUACGAACUCGACGCUUGUCUGCUCGCGAGCAAAUCGACGAGUCAAAGGCAAUGACAGACCUAAACGCCCGCAUUAAACAACUCACCAAACUUAUACUCACCAGUCAAACUGUUGGAAACGGAGACGACUCGAGGCCAGCUAGUCCGGUCAAGAUUGACUUCGAUGCUUCCCCGUAUCAGUUGCAAGAAGAGCUCCUCGCCGCGAAACUGCAGCUUGAAUCACAGUCUCAUCAAAUCCUUUCCCUGGAAGCAACUUUGCUAGCCCGUCCAGACGAAACAGCUACGACUGUGUCGGAAGAAGAUUCGGAGAAGGACAAAUUGAUUGCUGAACAAGCCCGUACGAUUCGCGAGUUGGAGAAUACUGUACGCGAGAAUGCCAAUGCGGGUCCAACCAAAGAACAAAUGGAGGCGGAAUGGGAGGAAAAGCUGGAAGUCCAAAUAAAGCUUGUGAAGGAGAAGGAAGCCUGGGCCGCAGAGUUAGUGCGCCAGCUCGAGAAAGAACGCAGGAUCCGAAUCCAACUGGAAGAAGAGAGGAAGGCAUUGGCAGCAUUCGUCAGCAAGUUCGAUUCGCUCGGUAUGGGUCUCCUUUCUGCAGCAUCUUCUCCAGUCAAGCCAAGCCCUGGCGGAGCGGCUGCGACGUUUUCCAGUCGUAAAGAGAGUCGGCAGCAACCACAGAUCACGCCAGACACUUCACCAAUUCGGAUGUCGCUCGACUUGGCCAUGACGAGCAAGAUGCAUCCGAGCUUACUGGAGCAAAUGCCUGAGGAGGAUUGGAACGAUGUUAGCUUUGAAGCUGAAUCGUGGAGUCGGGGCAACACCCUCAGCCGUGUGUUGGGUGUGAGCUCCAAAGAGAAUAGGCCGCUUAUGUAG